This is a messenger RNA of Alosa alosa (allis shad), 1882 nucleotides long. RefSeq names its product SPT3 homolog, SAGA and STAGA complex component (gene supt3h). The transcript is spliced from 12 exons. The record is from RefSeq and is a predicted model, not a curated record. Gene Ontology annotation, biological process: transcription by RNA polymerase II. The coding region runs from base 108 to 1253 and encodes 381 amino acids. Gene Ontology annotation, molecular function: transcription coactivator activity; protein heterodimerization activity. NCBI's taxonomy places the organism in Eukaryota, Metazoa, Chordata, Actinopteri, Clupeiformes, Clupeidae.
UCUGUGACGCUCUAAAACGUCGCCGGUGAAGAACUGUUUACAUGGGAGCGAAGGGCACGCGGAGGAGCACAUAACUUGAUAGAUUGGAGGAAAUUUAAAAUCAACAGAUGAGCAGCAGUGGGGCCAGCCCCAUGGCAGGCAGCAGUAGCAGCAGCAGCAGUGGCGUGGCGGGGAGAGGAACCGGAAAGGCCACCAACUUCAUCCCUGAGCUUCAGAGCAUGAUGUUUGCCUUGGGAGACUCGCGUAGACCUCUACAUGAGACGGCAGCGCUGGUGGAGGACAUUGUGCACACCCAGCUCAUCAACAUGCUCCAUCAGGCUGCGGAAGUUUCUCUCUUAAGAGGAGCAAGAGUCAUAUCAGCUGAGGACAUUCUGUUUUUAAUGAGGAAAGACAAGAAAAAAGUACGGAGGCUGUUGAGGUACAUGCAGUUCCGAGACUACAAGUCUAAAGUCCUCAAGACCAUUGAUGACGAAGAACCUCUGGAGCAAGACAAAUACAGCAGCAGCAGUGUGAACAAAAGGAAACGGCUGGUCCAGGACUUCCUCAGCUCCAUUGACCAGACGGGGGAAUUCUUGGCCCUGCUGGAGGAGGAUGACGUGGACGAAGUCAAGCAGGAGAGAUUGGAGAGAAUGGAGAGACAGACAAGAACCAUGGACAUGGCACAGUACUCGGAGUUCUGUGAAAGUCGACAGCUCAGCUUCUCCAAAAAGGCCUCUAAGUUUCGAGAGUGGCUUGACUGCAGCAGUCUGGACGUGAAGCCUAAUGCUGUCUCCAUGGAGAUUCUGUCAUACUUAGCCUAUGAGACAGUUGCCCAGGUAGUGGACUUGGCCCUGUUAGUCAAGCAGGACAUGACGCCGAAAGCCGGUGACCCGUUCAGCCACGCUAUUUCUGCCACGUUCAUCCAGUACCACAACUCUGCUGCCGAGGUCCACUCUGGCAGGAGAGACACUGACUCUCCGGAUAAUACCCCCCCGUCCACCCCCAGCGGCCCCCUCACAGCUGCCCUGCAGGGCAAACUCCCCUCCUUGGCCCAUGGCAACGGGGGCCUGGCCCAGGCCCAGGAGCCCAACAGCAAGACCAAGCAGAGGAAGAGGAAGAAGAGUGCAGCAGCCUGUGGCGCAGAGGCUCAGAGCAGUGCCAUCCAGCCCGCCCACAUCAGAGAAGCCAUCAGGCGCUACAGCCACAAGAUUGGCCCGCUCUCUCCGUUCUCAAGUGCCUACCGCAGGAGUGGAAUGACUUUUCUGGCCUGCUAAAUCUGGAGGAGUAGGAGGAAGAGGAAGAUGAGGAUGAUGAAGAAGAUGUAAAGGAAGAGAGGGGGAGUGGGAUGACCACCAUCUGACUGUACACGCCACUCACUCUGCCUUUUUCCAUGUCUUUUUCUUGGACAUUUCUCCUGUGUCAGUAUGGGGCUGUUUACAAGCUCCAGGCUUUAGUUCAUUUAGGAAGGAAGUGUUGCAUGCCAGAGGAGGAUGACAGGGUUGCUAAUGGAGUGACAUGUUCAGUCUAAAUACAUUUUGUUUUUGUUUAUCUUACAGCUGUUUUUGUUCCAGUUCCUUAUUUACUUUUUAAAACAACAUUUUUUUUUUAGAUUGUGGUCUUGUUUUCUCUUAAUUAUUAUUCAUGUUGUUAUAAGUUUAAAGAUGAACAAACAUAUCAUUGAACUGAAAUUCUUUGCUGACAGUUUUCUAUUGAAUGCCAAUUCACAAUUUAAUAGUUAGUUGAAGGGUUGGUUGUGACAUUAAUAUACUCGUAUGUUGUCAUUCUAAUUUUCAAUUUAUUUUCCCCAAAAUACAUUUAAAAUCCAGUUGAAUGAUAUUGUAUUCUUCUAUGAAGGAGACAAGUGUGUGUGUAUGUGUGUAAUAAAUAAAGUGAACAAAAGCAG